This is a messenger RNA of Zeugodacus cucurbitae (melon fly), 2282 nucleotides long. RefSeq names its product vacuolar protein sorting-associated protein 37A (gene Vsp37A). Lineage: Eukaryota; Metazoa; Arthropoda; Insecta; Diptera; Tephritidae. The coding region runs from base 465 to 1484 and encodes 339 amino acids. Gene Ontology annotation, cellular component: ESCRT I complex. Gene Ontology annotation, biological process: protein targeting to membrane; protein targeting to vacuole; ubiquitin-dependent protein catabolic process via the multivesicular body sorting pathway. The record is from RefSeq and is a predicted model, not a curated record. The transcript is spliced from 5 exons.
UUUUUGUUUACUGUGGAAAUUGGAAUUGUUCUCCAGUAAUUCUCUUCUCAUACAUUUAUCAAUUUUUGGUUUUUUAAUGCAAAAUUGUUAAUCUAACCGCAAAGAAUAAUAUACAAUAAAUGAUUUGAUAUAAUUUGUAACCAGAAGAUAAACUAGUAUUUAUAAUACAACAAUUUACACAGCCACAAACAACGAUUAAAAUAAAUAAAAACAAUUUAAUAUUGAAAACUUGUUUAAAAAAUAAUAAAAAAAGUGCAAAGAUAAAAUUUAUUUAGCCAGACGACUUUCCAGUUAGAGAGCAGCAAGUAAUCAUAGGAAGAACAUAUAAUAUACUACCUUGUUAUGUGAAAACUUCUAAAAGCUAAAAUUAACAACUUGAGAGGAACCAAUAUAUAUAAAUUGGGUUCUUGGUACCAUAACAGCGGAGGAGCUGCAAGGAAGCCAUAAAUAAAUUGCAUCUAAAGAUGCUUCCGCGGCAGCAAACAGCGCAGCAACAGCAAACACAAUGUAAAAAUUUGGACUUUCGCAAACGCCAAAUUGAUACACUCAAAGUAUUCAACGACAACGUGGUCGAAGUUACAGAGCAAGAAGAGUAUUGUGUACAUUUCGAAUCUAGUGGACGCACAUUAUUACUUACAGUCCAACUCGGAGUGAAUUUUCCUAAUGAGCGACCCAAAAUAGUUAUAUCACCGACUGUGCAACAUCAUUGGGUUAAUGCAGCGACAGGUGAAGUGGAAACAGCGCCUGGUUUACUCAAUUACUCUCCUCAUUCGGAUCUGGGCCGCGUUGUGCAGGCCAUUAUACGCGAAUUUGAGCGUUUUCCACCACCCAUUGUCAAUGCUGGCAGCCCCAUAAAUAUACCAACGCGUACGUGCAACGCCAACGCAACAGCCACGCCAACAACCAUUGCGUCAAAAUCAUUGGACAGCAGCAAUGAGAAUUCUCCAUUGGAUUCCUCAAAAUCAUGUAAACUCAAUGAGAGCAAUUUGCCAAACUUAUCUACGCUGUCGUUGGAUGAACUGAAGCAGCUUGAUAGCGAUCCGCAAUUUUUCGAUGAUUUCAUUGAGGAAAUGUCUGUUGUGCAGCAUUUGAAUGAAGAGCUUGACUCGAUGAUCAGUCAAGUGGAGAUAAUAUCGCGUGAAAAUGAAUCUAAAGAAACACAUUUGGUCGAAUUAAAACGCAAACUAAGUGAUGAUGUGACCGCGCUUAAAAAUCUAGGAGAAAAGUGUGACCAACUGAAUAAAAAGUACUUAAAGAAGUCAGAGGAGUACGCACCGCAACACAUACGCGAGCUGCUGCAGAUAGCCGCCUCGAAUGCGGAUAGCGAAUGUGAUCGUCACGUUGAGCAAUUUCUGAACGGUAAAAUCGAUGUGCAAACAUUUUUAAACAACUACACGCAUUCGAAGAAAGUCAGCGCGGAGCGUAAGGCCAAAGAGGAACGUUUGGGUCAUCAGCUGACGGCUUUAGAGCGCGCCGCUAUGUAAGGCCACAAACAGCCGUACUGCAUAUCUCUGUAUUAUACAUGUACUUGCCUGCAUGUGAUCUAGCUUUAGUAGUUAUGAAUCUGGCGGAAAACAGUUGCAGCUAACUUGAAAUAGCGCGAAAAUGCUUUAAAUUGAAGCUACUAUUUUUUUAACCAAAUGACCUGCAUAUAGUUUUGGUCCUACUUAAGAUGGUGUCAAGUUUAUAGUGAAAGUGCGCGGUGAUGUCCAAUUCAUGUAAACAAAAACAAAAAAAAACUAAUUUCAAAAAGUAUAACGAAAAAUAAUUUAAAAAACUUGCGCUCAAUCAUAGUCAAGCAGUAAAACUACAUUUAAACUAAAAUUAGUUAGAUUUUUUUUCUUUUAAAGAAAAUGCGAAUUAAGUAUAUGUGAAAACCGAAAUUAUUUUUAUUUAAAUUAUUGUGCCGCUCAAACGAAUUCCAUUGUGUUGACUACGUAAUGAAUGUGUAAAAAAUAAACAUAAAUUGCGCGUAAUAAUGAGUGCGAGCGUCGUGCCGCCGCGUUUACCGCCAUAAAUAGCGCGUAAAUACAUAAAUACAUGCAUACAAACAAACAUACCAAUAUUGUGAAUGAAUUUCAUUUAAUUUCCUAAAUUUGUGCAAAUAUUUUGUAGUAUUGUAAAUGCGUUGUAAUUAAAAACAAAAAAAAAAAACAAGAAAAAAAAGAAAAGAAAAUUAAUAUAUUGUGAUUCCAUUAAUAACAUAGUAAUAAGUAGAAAUUAUUGGCAAUAAGUGUAUAUUUUAUUUAUUGCAAUAAAUUGAAUUCCAUGCAAAAUAUUAA